AUGGCUGUCCCGCAGAACAUGCGGGUUUACGCCAGCAUCGCCGGUCUGGUCGUUGCGGGGGCGUUUCUCUUCUCGGGCGACAUUCGACAGGCUUGGUGGCUGUUGGUGCCGUGGUUGGUAUUCGCUACCUGGCAACAAUGGUCGGCCUUCGAUCUUCCAGAACGGUUCAUCACCUCGAAAACUUCGGAGGCGGUGUUGUGGUUGUUGGCACUGGCUGCGGUCACCAUCGCACUGGUUGCCCAUCGACCGAAUAUCGAUGACUCGUACUAUCUCGCACUGGCCACGGGUGCGGCCGAUCAUCCGGAGUGGGCGAUUUAUGGUUUCGACCCGAUGUAUGGGACCGACGCACAGGCGAUGCGUCCCCCUUAUUACCGUGUACUUUCGAUUGAACUGUUGGCCGCCGCGGUGUCGUGGUUGUUUUCGAUCCCUUCGAUCUUCUUCAUGCACAUUGUUUUCGCCAGCUUCGCGGCACUGUUGAUUCCGCUGGCUUCCGCCCGACUGCUGAGAUUACUGAGCCCCACGCUGUGGUUGUGGUGCACGGUGGCGUUGAUGGUGUUCUUGGUUGUGGACGGAACUGCGCCCACCUCCUAUGGCAACAUGUCGCUGGUUCGCAUUCAUCAGGGGAAGUCGCUGAUGCUGAUGGUGGUGCUGCCAUUGACGGUGGCAUACAGCCUGGAGUUGAUGCGAGGGGGCGGGCUUCGCAGUUGGGUGUUGUUGGCCGCGAGCCUCAUCUUCGCCCUGGGGUGCAGCCCGACGGCGAUGGUGCUCUUUCCUGCGGUCAGCGGCUUAACCCUGCUCGCCGCAUGGCGACCUUCGUGGGAGGCCACCAAGCGGUUGCUGGCCGGCGUGGCCACCGCGAUUUAUCCCGUGGCGGUCGCCUUGCUGUUGAUUCGCCUGGCUUCGCAAUUGCCGGUGGUCGAAAGCAAUUGGAAAGAGUCGGCCGGCGACGCCACGAACUAUGCGUACUUGAUGAACUACAUGUACCUGCAGGUGUUUGGUGGCGGACUGUUCGGGGCACUCGUCUUGUGGAUCAUCGCCGCGGGGUGGGUGUUCUUCGAAAGCACGAUCGCCCGCCGCGUUGCGCUGCUACUGUCGUUGGGUUGCCUGUUGGUGUUCUACAAUCCCUGGAUGGCCAUGGUCGCCAGCGGGCAUCCGUCAUUGAUCUCAACGUAUUGGCGGGUGCUGUGGAUCAUUCCCUUCCCCUCGAUGCUGGCCAUGACGCUGAUGGCCGGAUUGGCGUUGUUGGGGCCAGGUGCCCGCUUUGCCGAACGGAUGGGCGUGUUUGUGGCGGCGAUAGUGAUCUUCGUCGUGGUGUUCCCCGGGCGUUCUGCGUUGAGUGCAGCGAACAGCACCGAAGUUCGCCCCCCGGGUCUGAAGGUGGAUGAAAACUACGCGGUGGCAGAACGCCUGGCCGAGAUCGCCGGGGAGCCCGAUCAGUUUAUCGCUCCCGAAGGCGUCGCAGGUUGGGUGACCACGAUGCAUCAUCACCCGUUCCCGCUGGCGAAUCGAAUUCGAUAUCUGCGAGCGUACGGUGGCAAUGUCUCGCGUGAUGAGAUGCUGCAGCGGUUCUAUUUACAGCGCUACAUCGCAGGUGAGGUUCGACUGGAAAACGCGGAAGAAUUCUUCCGCGCCGGCCUGGUAAGCUACCCGCAGUUGAAGGCGGUGUGCUUGUCGACCGAAGCCGAAUGGCUGACCGAAGCCGAGGACAUUCUUACCGAGGCCGGAGGCGAAUCGGUGAGCGACCCGAGCGGAGUUCAAUCAUCGUCUUCUGGUGGGCGGAACCGGUUGAUCGCCUUGUGCACCUUGGCGUUGGCCGUGUUGGUCACGCUGCCGCCGGCGUUGUUUCCUGCCGAGCAGGUCAUCAAAAAGUAUCGGGUGUUGGAUACCUCGUGGCAGUUGAGCAUGCCGAUGCUGUUGGGCGAGGGGAAACUCAGCGGGCGUGAUUUUAUCUACACGUAUGGUCCGGUGUAUCAGUUCACCCAGUCGCUAGGGUUGGUGAUCCCGCCGGGCGAUUUGGCUUCGGUUUCGCGGUUCCGCAGUGUGCCAGAACAGUUGAUCGUGCUCUUCACGUUGUGGUGGGCGCUCGGUCUAACGGGCGCUUCGGUCGGUUAUCGCAGCGUUGUGUUCUUGCUGUGGUGCGUGUUUCUGGCUGCCCCGGGGGAAUACAGUGCUCUGCAGAUCAAGCCGAUGGCCGGAGUGCCUGCGGCGGCGCUGUGCGGAGUGUUGUUGGGGCGGCGUGUGGUGAAGAGUGCGGCGGCCGGAAGGAUAACUCUCUGGUUGGUGUGGGGCAUUGGCCCACCGUUGCUCACGCUUUACUCGUUCGAUUUUGGGGUGAUCUUCACGGCCACCUUGCUGGGAACGGCAAUCGUGCAUGCGAUUGAUGUUCGCUACUUGGAAAGCACUACUGCCCGACGGAGUUGGGUUGAUGCCUUGGGUGGGGCGGUGUGCAGUGUGCUUGGCAUGUUGCUGUUGCUUGGUGGAACGCAGUUGUUGCCCGGGUGGAGCAACUACACGCCGCACAUGUUCGAGUUGGUCACGGCCUACGGUAACGCCAUGGCCUUGGGGGCCAAGCCGGGAGCGCUGGUGACUUUGGCUCUCGUGUUUUGUGUUUGUGGCGGAUUCUUACUGUAUGCCCUGUGGCGUUCACCGAAACCUGAUGCAGAGGGCGACACUUCGUUCGCCACGCGGACGGCGAUGCUGGCCGUGGCCUGCUUCAGUCUGUUGAUGGUUCGUUAUGGGCUGACCCGAACCGAUUGGUUUCAUGUCUACACGGCCAUCGUUCCCGCGAUGUUCCUCUUCGGUUGCCUGUUGCCUGCGCGGCUGUAUGCGAAGCAAGAAACUGCAAGUGAACCGAGCACAUCCGAAGCAGCUUCCGAGUCGAACGAAGAGGCAACAUCAAAGAAAGAGCCGGCCCCGCUCGCACCUUAUGCGUUGCCGGUGGUGGUGUUGAUUGUGCCGAUGUUGAUCGGACCGUUGGCUCCGGCGUUUGUUCCUGGCUGGAAAGUCAGGCUGGCUGCGAUGUCGCGGUUCAGUCCUGCGGCGGCAGAGAUCAAGAUUACUGAUGAGACGCUGGCCGAGGCCACCGCGGCGGGCGGUUCGUUGCCGAAUCAAUCGCUGUUCGUGUGGCCGUUUGGCGUGGAACUCAAUCUGCUGGCCGGAAAGGACAACCCUUCUUACACGUUGCAAAGUGCUGAAGGGGCGAUUGGUGGGUUAGAGCAGGAGACCCUCACCCGCUUGCAGGCCAGCGAAGCUGUGGCCGGGCUGUUGUAUCUCGAUGCGGGCACCGACACGAAUCUCUCGCGCACGUCGGAGAUCGUUCGAUACCUGCUCGACGGAUAUGAACUGUCCCACGCGCCCCAGCCGGGGUUUGCGUUGUUGCGGCCGGUCUCGCAGGAAGGGACGUGGACGGAGACUGAGAUUGAACUGCCGGUACCGAAGCCGGCGUUCGUGCCGGGGCAAGGGACGGCCAUUCAGAUUCCGUUGGAAGGGGUCGAUUGCCGGGUGUCGGAUAUUCUGGUGGCCGAGAUUCAGAUCGCGAAGACUUCGACCUUUCCGGUGGGAAAGCCCGGGAUUUGCUUCGCGGUGUUGUUUCUAGAAGAUGACACGCCGCUUCCAGUCCAACUUCAGGUGCAGCCCGACGGGAAGAGCCACACGGUGCUGAUCAGUGGGCUCGACCUGACCGACCCGCGAUGCCUGUCGCACUUCGUGCCCGAGCGCACGUGGCGGACGACCGAACGGGUGAAGAUGAUUCAGAUCGGUUGGCAACCGCACGAUGUGCUCUCGAAAGCCCCGGCCGAAAUUCGCCUCGAACGGUUGGCAGUGCUUGAGCGCGAAGGUGCCGAAACCAAAGACACGCCACUGGCCGAGGAGGAAAACCCCGAGGUGUGGGAGUGGUGUUUCGGUCCGUUGCCCGCGGUGCCGCAGUAA
Cladocopium goreaui is the source of this 3927-nucleotide messenger RNA. NCBI's taxonomy places the organism in Eukaryota, Dinophyceae, Suessiales, Symbiodiniaceae. The record is from the annotation of a GenBank genome assembly.